Lasiodiplodia theobromae is the source of this 1038-nucleotide messenger RNA. RefSeq names its product putative 2-oxoglutarate-dependent dioxygenase. Gene Ontology annotation, molecular function: dioxygenase activity. Lineage: Eukaryota; Fungi; Ascomycota; Dothideomycetes; Botryosphaeriales; Botryosphaeriaceae. The transcript has 2 exons. Bases 1 to 1038 code for a protein of 345 amino acids. The record is from RefSeq and is a predicted model, not a curated record.
AUGACCACAAAUACAUCAGCAGCCCUCCCAAUCAUCGACAUCUCCCCCUACCUCCUCCCCAACACCAACAAAGCCGCCCGCACCGCAACCGCCCACGCCCUCGCCCGCGCCUGCCACGACACCGGCUUCUUCUACCUCACCGGCCACGGCAUCCCGGACAGCACCCUCCAAUCCAUCCUCACCCUCGCCCGGCGCUUCUUCCUCGAGGCCUCCGACGACGAGAAGAACGCCAUACGCCGGCGCGAUGCCGGCGUCGUCGAGACCGUCUCCCAGCAACAGGCAGUCGUCGGCGGCGACGGCGCGCGCGGGUACCAGCGGAUCGGCGAGAACGUGACCAAGGGGCAGCGGGACUGGCAUGAGGCGGUGGAUUUCUAUGCGGAGUGGGAGGGGGAGGGGGGAAGCGGGAGUAGCGGGCCGCCGUACGAGUUGCUGCAGGGGCCGAACUUGUGGCCGCGGCAUCCGCCGGGGUUGAGGGAGGAGUACGAGAGGUAUGUCGGGCUGGUUGAGGGCGUGGGGACGGCGGUGGUGAGGGCGAUGGGGGAGGCGUUGGGGUUCGAGGGCGAGGAGGAGGCGGAUGUGUUUGUGCGGGCGACGAGGAAGAGUUUUUGGGUGAUGCGGUUGAUUGGGUAUCCCGGGUUGCCGGAGGGAGAGGGGAGGGAGGAGGGGUUUAGUUGUGGGGAGCAUACUGAUUACGGCUGCGUGACGCUUCUCCUGGCAGACAGCACGCCUAAUGCGCUGCAGGUCCAAAGGAAAGAUGGGUCGUGGAUAUCCGCUGAUCCGAUUCCUGGCGCCUUCGUGGUGAAUAUCGGGGACAUGAUCGAGCGCUGGACCAACGGCUUGUGGAAAUCGACAAAUCAUCGAGUAAUACAUCGCGGCGCCAACUAUCGCGUGAGCGUGCCAUUUUUCUUCGAACCUGACUUCAACGCCCGGAUAAAGCCAUUAGCGAAAUGUAUUGCGGAGACGGGCGGGAAAGAGAAAUAUGACGAAGUGGUAUAUGGAGAGCAUUUGCUGGCAAAAGUGAAAGGGAACUUCUACUAG